Phycodurus eques (leafy seadragon) is the source of this 3638-nucleotide messenger RNA. It is a transcript of the gene ccr9b, whose product is annotated as chemokine (C-C motif) receptor 9b. Gene Ontology annotation, biological process: G protein-coupled receptor signaling pathway; inflammatory response; chemotaxis. Gene Ontology annotation, cellular component: membrane. The record is from RefSeq and is a predicted model, not a curated record. Gene Ontology annotation, molecular function: C-C chemokine receptor activity. The coding region runs from base 1860 to 2975 and encodes 371 amino acids. The transcript has 3 exons. NCBI's taxonomy places the organism in Eukaryota, Metazoa, Chordata, Actinopteri, Syngnathiformes, Syngnathidae.
UGAUUGGAUGGAUCCAAGCACAAGAGGGAUUGACGAAAAAGGGGGAUUAAAGUAACAUGAAAAAAACAUCACAGGUGAGAACUUGGGAGUUCUGUACUGUUACAGGAUAGAUAUAAUACAAUCUUAUGAAGCUUAAUAUUUGCUUUUGUUACCUUAUCUAGCCACAUUAGUGGGGUAAAUAUUGUCUCAAUGCCGCAGUGCAGUUGUAAACCACUACAAACCGCAACCACAAUGCUAAAAACUAUCCAGACUUUUUGAUAUUUGUUUGUGGGGCCCAGCCGCUGUUGUUUUCAGCGAAACUCCACCAAGCCGCCGCGAUCUGACCCGCCUUUUUAACGGGGUCAAAUGUGCAUGGCUGAACAGACAAGAUAGUGAGUGUGCCUGUAAAGCCUCAAGUGUGAAUGCAUUAAUUGUAUUUAUGAUCUAAGAAAAGUGGGUUUAUUUAAGAUGGUUUUCAAACGCGGUCCAUCUUGAAUAUUUCAUUCACCCACAGUGGAAAAACAUGACAUUUAUUCAUUGUUUUUUUUGUUUUUGUAUGUUGUCAUCUAAAAACAACACCGAGCACUUGUCUGAUCUUAGUGAUGCAGCAGCAUUAUUUGUGUGAAAGCACCCAACUGUGUCGUGUGGAGGAAGAACUCCGCAGGUCAUUACUGUGGUGCAGCUGUUUCCCAGGGCCUCGCUGCGGUGCAAACGGACACGCAUCCGCAAUAGGAGGCGCGCCAACUGAGACGAGCACCUCUUGUGAAACAAAUGCGAGCUUGUCAAUCAAACGGCGUGACGCGCGCGCGCGCAUGUGUGCGUUACUACCGCGUGUUUGGUCAGCUUUGUUUGGGACGGUCUCCUUGUGCACCAUGUGUUGUGCCAUUGUGGUUAGUAAUGUGACUUGUGUCAUUUGAUGGAUGUAUUUCCCUUUACUGGCAGUCCCAAUUGUGUAUUUUGUUUUUGAGGGGUCAUGUCACAUGAAUGUUUUUGAGCAGCGUCAUCCUGUUAACAGCUGUAUGGAAAACUUCUGCUCUCGUUUGAGUGUCACUCUUAAGUUAAUGUUUAUUGUUGUACAGCACACUGACAUUCUCAUUUCCUUACUUCGCUACCGUAUAGGCCACAAGUGUCAAACUCGAGGCCCGGGUGCCAAAUCCGACCCACCACAUCAUUUUAUGUGGCCCGCGAAAGCGGAUCAUGUGCAUCGACUUCAUUUUUCUUGUAAAAAUACCAAAAUGUCAUUUUUUUUUUUGGUACAUUUUAGAAGGGUUGUGUGAGACUGAGUAAAGGAUGGUCUAUUUAUUUGUACUAAAUGAUUGUUGUGUUCACUUCAUGCCUGACUAGAGCCAUCUAAAACCAAGUAUGAAGAUGGAUUCUCCCCAAAAUGCAAGGUUGAUCCGUAAAAUCACAUCCGAUGACACAGAAAGUAGAAAGCGCAGGUGUAUGAGGUUUCUGUCACCGUUAUGUCAUCCAUCAUCCAGAUGACAGUCAAGGCCAAAGUGUCAAAUUACGCCUUGCGUGUCAUCAAAGACGCUUUCAACAGCUGUAAAGGAGUCCAUCUUCGAAUAUCGGCCGCCUCUGCUCUUUUAAUCACGCCUGAAAGUUUUGGGUUUCACGCAUCAGUCAUGAUGAGUGCGCCACCUGUGCGCACACAAAAGCUUCUUUUUCUAAUACGACCCGAAACUUGGAUCAUGUUCAAGCCACCCUUGAUGGGGUCCCGUGUUUGUGUGCGCGCGCGUGUCUGCUGUCGAUUGAGACAGAGGUGGAACGAUCAGCACGUGAUCUUGUGGCGGUAGAGAAGUCAUAAGAGACAGCAGGAGGAUGAGACGCACUCACACGACAGAAAGAGCCUGCGAUUGCACACUCCCCAAGCGGAUAACAUGGAUGACUUCUUACCUUCGCCAUAUAUGACAACAGCAACAGAUGACUUUGUCACUGAACCUUUUGAUUACUCGGGCGAUUAUGAUACCGGCCCCACCCAGAUGACCGGCAUGUGCGACAGGAGCUGGGUCAGGCAGUUCCGAGGGUGGUACGAGCCCCCCCUCUUCUGGACCAUAUUCACGCUGGGCGCGCUGGGCAACCUGAUGGUGAUCUGGAUCUACGGCACCGUGCGCAACCGGCUGAAAACCAUGACGGACGUCUACCUGCUCAACCUGGCCGUGGCCGACCUCCUCUUCCUGUGCACGCUGCCGUUCUGGGCGGCCGACGCCGUCAAAGGCUGGGACUUCGGCCGGGGUCUCUGCAAGACGGUGUCUGCCGUGUACAAGAUCAACUUCUUCAGCAGCACCUUCCUGCUGACGUGCAUCAGCGUGGACCGCUACAUCGCCAUCGUGCAGGUCACCAAGGCUCAGAACUGGAAGAAGAAGCGUCUGUUCUACAGUAAACUGGCCUGUCUGGCGGUGUGGUUCGUCUCCACUCUCUUCGCCUUGCCCGAGUUCCUGUUCGCCCACGUGAAGACCGACCUGAGCGGGUCGGCCUUCUGCGUGAUGGUCUACUGGAACAACGCAAACAACCGCACCAAGAUCCUGGUGCUGGCCCUGCAGAUCUGCGUGGGCUUCGUCCUUCCUCUCCUCGUCAUGAUCUUCUGCUACUCGGUCAUCAUCCGCACCCUUCUGCAGGCCAGGAGCUUCGAGAAGCACAAGGCCCUGCGUGUCAUCUUCAUCGUGGUCUUUGUGUUCUUGGCCUCCCAGCUGCCGUACAACGGCCUACUGAUGGUGGAGGCCUCGCAGGCCGCCAACGCCACCAUCACCGACUGCGGCGUGGUCAAGCGCUUCGACGUGGCCGGACAGGUGGCCAAGAGCCUGGCGUACACCCACGCCUGCCUCAACCCCUUCUUGUACGUCUUUGUGGGAGUGCGCUUCAGGCAGGACCUUCUGAAGUUGACGAGGUCGUGCACCCGUGGACCGGGCAGAGGCGGGAUCCCCAAAGUCCAGGCGGUUCCCAAACGUCCGUCGGUUGCGACGGACACCGAAACUACGCCAGCUCUUUCCUUAUGAGCACCAUCGCGUCCUAACGAGGGUCGCGGCUGAGCUGGAGCCUCUCCGGCCGACAAAAGGCGAGAGGCGCUUGUUCUGCGCGAGGAAGCCGGAAAACCCAGGCUUUACGCAAGCACGCCCGCAACAUGCAAACUCCAAAAAGGAAGCUGGGAAUCCAACCCGGAAAAUCCCAGCUGACUUCGGGCCAGGCGGGGAACACCCCCGGGCUGGUCAGAUGACAAGCGUUCCCGCCAAUGGACGAUGAAGUCUUCAACGAACCAAGCGUGCAUCCUGUUGGGAUCGGAUAGAGAGCAGGCAAAAGCCAAGCAAACAUGCCCACAACGAGCAAACUCCAGAGCCGAGUGACCCGACUUUCAAGAACGACUAACAUUACCGCUGAGGAGUUGUGACGGCUCCUCUGUCUCCAUCUAUAUCCAUGUCUGCGUUGUACUAGAGCGGCUCCAACUACCGGAGACAAAUUCCUUCUGUGUUUUGGACAUAUAAAUAAAGAUGAUUCUGAUUCUGAUUCUGAUUCUGAUACUGCCCCCAAGUGGCCAUGUUGCACACACCAGGAGCAGUGCAAUGUCCAUUGAAUUUGAUUCUUUACAGUCACUUGUAUUAUGUCAUUACUGUAUGUUUUUAUGAAGUAAAAUAAGAAAGGGUGAUAUUUCUCUGAUUAAAAAA